Molecule: messenger RNA, 1689 nt
Organism: Epithele typhae
Lineage: Eukaryota; Fungi; Basidiomycota; Agaricomycetes; Polyporales; Epitheliaceae
Product: Gpi16 subunit GPI transamidase component
Exons: 7
Coding region: 1-1689 (562 amino acids)
Biological process (GO): attachment of GPI anchor to protein
Cellular component (GO): GPI-anchor transamidase complex
Source: RefSeq, a predicted model, not a curated record
AUGAAAGCAGGCUGCUGCUGGCGCUCUUCUCUCAUCUUCGCCCUUCAUCUUGUUGUCACAGCGGCAGCAGCAAGCCAUGAAGUAUUUGAUGAAGACUUGUCGCUUCGGCCCCUACGCGACGGAAAACUCAUGGCCAAUUUCCAGUUCACGACCCACUUGAAAGGAUCGUCUCCCAGAGACCCACAAGCGCUGUCAGAUGAUGAUAACGCGCAGCAUUAUACCGUCUUCCCUCUUGCCUUGGGGCAGCUGCUCCGUGAAUACGCCGUGACGGAGCUUCAUCUCUCUCUUAACGCCGGAAGGUGGGAUUACGACGCAUGGGGGUAUCCGGAAGAAUCUGGAGUGGGCACUGGCGGAGAGUUGUGGGCGUGGAUGGGAGAGAGCACGACAUCUUCCCUUGACCGGCGAUGGUCGGGCCUGCGAAACGGGCUCGGCGGCUUGUUCUGCGCGUCAUUAGGACACCUGGACGAGCAGCGGACUACCAGCCCCUACCUCACCUUCCAGCCUGAAGGCGCGCUCCCCAACUUUACCUACCCCCACCAGCUUCGGCACGCGAUCCUCGCCUCGCAACACGUAUGCACCGAGAACCUCACGCCCUUCCUCAAGCUCCUGCCCUGCAAGUCGUCCUCUGGAAUCGCGACGCUUCUCAACCCUCACAAACUCUUCGAUGCGGAUUGGCAUGGCCUCAGCGUCCACGUGCGCUACAUUGAGGAGAUCGGAGUGGAGUUGCGACUCACCUUCCAGGGCGUCUUCGACCCGGUUCGCUAUUCCCAUGAUGCCCGCCGAGAUUGGUCGCUUCACUCGCUUUUCGACCGCACGAUCGAACGUGCUUGCCCAGUCGCUCGGCGCAGCAAGGUCCGAGUGGAGCUCCCGGGCGACCCGUCACCGUACUCGAUAACACCGGAUCCGACCACAGUCGCAAACGGGAUUGCGACAUACGAGGUCGACGCUAAAAUCGAGGCGCUCGAUGUCGCGCUUCGCUGGCCGGAGGAGGAGCACUUCGUGUAUCCGAAGUCGUCGGAGGUUCCGCCGCUGGCUGACAUCUCGGUCCACCGCACGCUCAAGGGCGUCAACCAGGCCAACGCCCAGUUCGCGCUCAGCGUGAGGAACAACCUGCCGGUCGAGGUCCGCACGGGCUACCUCGAGACCAUGCCCUGGCACCUCCAGUUCUACCUCCACACACUCGAAGCGCGCGUGGAUGGGGUCCUACGUGAUGACCUCGUGUCCGUGCUCGCCUACACACCGCCAGAGCCCCACGGGCGCCCCGCGCUCCUGCAAGCCGCGCUGACGCUCCCCGCACACGCAACCCUGGUGCUCACGAUGGACGUCGCCAAAGCCUUCCUCCGGUACACCGAGCACCAGCCCGACGCGCAGCGGGGCUGGGACCUGCCGCCGGCGGUGCUCGCACCCUUCGCGUUCGGGAACGGGUCCGCACUCAGGCCAGGCUCAGGCCGGUCGACGCGCGUGUACACGCCCGCGCUGCUCGUCGACCUCGCGACCCCGGACUUCAGCAUGCCGUACAACGUGAUCAUCAUGAGCUGCACGCUCAUCGCGCUCAUCUUCGGGAGCGUGUUCAACCAGCUCACGCGGCGCUUCGUCGUCGUCCGCCUCGACCGUGCGAGUGCCACGCCCGAUCCGAAGGCGGAUGCGGGGGUGGCGGAGUCGCCACGGGACGAGGGCCGCGAUCGGUGA